Hymenoscyphus albidus is the source of this 345-nucleotide messenger RNA. The record is from the annotation of a GenBank genome assembly. Lineage: Eukaryota; Fungi; Ascomycota; Leotiomycetes; Helotiales; Helotiaceae.
AGACGUUGGUGAGCAGGUAAUGCAGGAAAUAAAGAGAAGUAGUGGUCGGAAGCCGAGGGAAGAAUCACGUGCACGGCGCUGUGGCAACUGCGGAGAGACUGGUCAUAAUACGCGCACCUGUAAUAUUAUAGAGGAAGUAUCUGAGGAAGAAAUUUCUGAAUAGUGUUUUUUAAUUAGAGGCGUCGUGGUAGAGUUCUCACAAUUUCAAUCGCGAGUGUAGAAAAUUUUGGCCGGUUCGCUUGUUUGGCCGGUUCGCUAUACAUGCACGUUAUCUUUAUAUUAUAUUAUGCGUUCUUAUAUAUACUCCUAUACCCGGCUUACUAAAAAGUCUAUAUCUACUAGUAC